AUGCGUUUCCUCAGUACCCUGGGCUCCGGUCUCCUGGCCCUCUGUGCCACGGCGCAAGCUGCGUCGCUCCAGCAGAUCACCAACUUUGGCGCGAACCCUUCGAAUGCCAAAAUGUACAUCUACGUCCCUGACAAUGUCGUCGCCACGCCUCCCAUUGUCGUCGCCGUCCACUACUGCUCGGGCACUGCGCAAGCCUACUUCAGCGGCACGCCGUACCGCCAGCUUGCCGACCAGCACGGCUUCAUUGUCAUUUACCCCGAGAGCCCCUACAGCGGAACCUGCUGGGACGUCUCAUCGCCGGCGUCGCUGACGUAUGAAGGCGGCGGCAACAGCAAUGCCAUUGCCAACAUGGUUCGCUGGACGUUGAGCCAGCACAACGGCGACGCCGCCCGUGUGUUCGUGACCGGCACCUCCUCGGGUGCCAUGAUGACCAACGUCCUCGCCGCCACGUACCCGGACAUGUUCGCCGCCGGCAUCGCCUACGCCGGUGUGCCCGCCGGCUGCUUCUACACCGGCACCGUCAACGGCUGGAACUCGACCUGCUCGCAGGGCAAUGCCGUCUUCUCCGCCGAGUUGUGGGCGCAGACGGCCCGCAACAUGCGACCCGGCUACACCGGCCCGCGCCCCAAGAUGCAAAUCUACCACGGCGCCCUCGACACGACCCUCUACCCGCGCAACUACAACGAGACGAUCAAGCAGUGGAGCGCCGUCUUUGGCUACCCUGGCACCCCCGUGUCCGUCGGUCCCGGCCCCAGCAGCCAGUUUGUGCGCGAGAUCUACGGCGACAGGCUCCAGGGCCUCUGGGGCGCUUCCGUCAGCCACAGCGUGCCCAUCCAGGGCGCCGAGGACAUGCGCUGGUUCGGCAUUGGCCAGGGCGGCACCAGCCCGCCGCCGCUGACCACCACCGUCCGGCCGCCCGCCACGACGACCACGAACGUCGCUGUGCCGCCGCCCGCUACGACGACGGCCGCGCCGCCUGGCGGUUGCUCGGCGGCGAGGUGGGGGCAGUGCGGCGGGCAGGGGUGGACGGGGUGCACCGUCUGCGCUUCGCCGUACACCUGCCGGGCUCAGAACCAGUGGUACUCGCAGUGUCUAUAG
Messenger RNA from Verticillium dahliae VdLs.17, 1098 nucleotides. Its product is annotated as acetylxylan esterase. Gene Ontology annotation, molecular function: cellulose binding; hydrolase activity. Lineage: Eukaryota; Fungi; Ascomycota; Sordariomycetes; Glomerellales; Plectosphaerellaceae. The transcript has 2 exons. Gene Ontology annotation, biological process: carbohydrate metabolic process. Gene Ontology annotation, cellular component: extracellular region. The coding region runs from base 1 to 1098 and encodes 365 amino acids. The record is from RefSeq and is a predicted model, not a curated record.